This is a messenger RNA of Trifolium pratense (red clover), 1586 nucleotides long. RefSeq lists its product as uncharacterized. The coding region runs from base 325 to 1386 and encodes 353 amino acids. The transcript has 7 exons. The record is from RefSeq and is a predicted model, not a curated record. Lineage: Eukaryota; Viridiplantae; Streptophyta; Magnoliopsida; Fabales; Fabaceae.
GUAGGAGUUGGUUGGAUAUAAGAUGGGAGGAAUGGUGUCCGCGUAGUCAUUAAUUUUUUUUGGCAAAUGCUUAAAUUGGAAGUUAAUUUGACAAGUAACGUACAAAUAAAUGCAAUGCAUCAUCAUCAAAUAAUGAAAAGGAUAGAGAGAAACUGAUUCCGUAAUCAUCGUUCUCUGUCAUUCAUCACUAUCAUCCUCACUCACACAUUUAUUUAACGCACUUAUGCGUGUGCGUUUCACUAUAUAGUAUAUUAUAGUAAAACCGAUCUAAAUUUUCAAUUCCAAAACCGAAAAACCCUUUCCCUCAUUCUCCCGCCCUAAUCAAUGGAACUUCCAGUCAUAGAUCUGUCUUCAUACCUCUCCGCCGUUUCAACCGACCGGAACUCACAACAACUCCAAACUCUCUGCUCCGAUGUCAGCCGUAACCUAAGCGAAACAGGAGCACUACUGAUAAAGGAUCCACGAUGCACAGUCCAAGACAACGAUCGCUUCAUCGAUAUGAUGGAGAAGUACUUUUCCUCUCCACAUGAUUUCAAGAUCCUUCAAGAAAGACCUCAAUUGCAUUAUCAGGUUGGGGUUACGCCGGAGAGAGUCGAAGUUCCGAGAAGUUUAGUUGAUGAAGAAAUGCAAGAGAAAGUGAAAGAGAUGCCUGAAGAACAUAGACCUCAUACUCCUGUUGGUGCUGAUCUUAAAUGGAGAUAUUUCUGGAGAAUUGGUCCUCGUCCCUCUAACACUCGUUUUCAGGAACUCAAUGCGGAACCAGUAAUUCCUGAAGGUUUUCCGGAAUGGAAAGAAACCAUGGAUUCGUGGGGAUACAAAAUGAUUGCAGCAAUUGAAGUGGUUGCUGAAAUGGCGGCUAUUGGCUUUGGUCUUCCGAAGGAUGCAUUCACAUCUCUAAUGAAGCUGGGCCCACAUCUGUUAGCGCCAACGGGGAGUGACCUUGAAAAAUACAAUCAAGAAGGAACUGUUUUUGCAGGAUAUCACUAUGACCUUAACUUUCUAACGAUUCAUGGUAGAAGUAGAUUUCCUGGAUUGAACAUCUGGCUAAGAAAUGGACAGAAAGUGGCAGUGAAGGUUCCAGUAGGUUGUCUUCUUAUUCAAACAGGGAAGCAGAUAGAGUGGUUAACUGGAGGGGAAUGUAUAGCUGGAAUGCACGAAGUAGUUGCCACAAACAGGACCAUUGAUGCAAUCAAUUUAGCUAAAGAGCAAAACCGUAGUUUAUGGAGAGUCUCUUCAACGCUGUUUGCACAUAUAGCAUCAGACGCAGUUCUAAAACCCUUGGGACGUUUCGCUGAAUCACCACUGGCAAGCAAAUACCCGCCUUUAUGUGCAGGAGAAUAUGUUGAACAAGAGCUUGCUAUAAUCAAUCUCAAAGGCAAGAAGUGAGCAAUUUCAUGGUUGACAAAUGUAAUAAAAAGUCUAUACAUUCUUACUUCACCGGGUCACACAGCUUUUCUAGGUUUUCGGGUAAAAUCUAUUGGGGCAAGAAAUUGAAAAUUGUGGUUUCAUUUUUGUUCCAAGAAAAGGAAGCAAUUUGAGCUUCCAAUUGAACUCCAAUUUAUGUUAAUACAAAUCAAAUUUCUACA